Messenger RNA from Mesoplodon densirostris (Blainville's beaked whale), 2654 nucleotides. RefSeq names its product spermatogenesis associated serine rich 2 like (gene SPATS2L). Gene Ontology annotation, cellular component: cytoplasm. The record is from RefSeq and is a predicted model, not a curated record. The coding region runs from base 475 to 2151 and encodes 558 amino acids. Gene Ontology annotation, molecular function: protein binding. The transcript has 14 exons. Lineage: Eukaryota; Metazoa; Chordata; Mammalia; Artiodactyla; Ziphiidae.
CGGGCGGGGGCAGCCUACGAGGGGCGGGAGUGUCCCUGCGUGGAGCGGGCCGACCCGGAGUUGUGUCAGUGAAGGAAUCUAGCCCGGGGGCCGAACCGGCUGCGCCCUCCGCCGCGAGCGCCGGCUGCGCGGGGCGAGCUCCGGACGGCGCGCGGCCCAGGCAGCGGCUCCUGCUCCGCCCGCCCUCCGCGCCGCAGGGGCCGCCACCGCCGCCGCGCCUCCAUCGGCGACCGCGCCCCCGAUCCCUGUUCCCUGGCCCGGGACGGAGCGGACGGCGCUCGGCACAGAGAGCACUCCAGACUCUGACCACUGUCAGGAAUAUCUCCGUGGAUUCCCAGGAGCCGAUCUUAAAAUUACACUGCGUUGCAAUUAGCUAAACACAUUGCACGUAGUCAAGGCACAUAGUGGACUCCCAGUAAAUAUUUGUUGAAUGACUUCUGUGCACUAUGCAGGGCUUAUUCCACUAGAAGCAAGAUGGCUGAACUCAAUACUCAUGUGAAUGUCAAGGAAAAGAUCUAUGCGGUUCGAUCAGUUGUUCCCAACAAAAGCAAUAAUGAAAUAGUUCUGGUGCUACAACAGUUUGAUUUUAAUGUAGAUAAAGCAGUGCAGGCCUUCGUGGAUGGCAGUGCAAUUCAAGUUCUAAAAGAAUGGAAUAUGACAGGAAAAAAGAAGAACAAUAAGAGAAAAAGAAGCAAGUCCAAGCAGCAUCAAGGCAACAAAGAUGCUAAAGACAAGGCAGAGAGGCCCGAAGCAGGGCCUGUGCAGCCACCUCCGCCAGAGAUACAAAAUGGCCACGUCAACGGCUGUGAGAAGGACAGCUCAUCCACUGAUUCUGCCAGUGAAAAACCAGCCCUUGCCCCCCGUGAGAAAAAGAUCUCAAUACUCGAGGAACCUUCCAAGGCACUCCGUGGGGUCACAGAAGGCAACAGACCACUGCAACAGAAACUAUCCUUAGAUGGGAACCCCAAACCUAUACAUGGAACACCAGAGGGGUCAGAUGGCCUACACUGGUCAGCUGAGCAGCCUUGUAACCCAAGCAAGCCUAAGGCAAAAACUUCUCCUGUUAAGUCCAAUGCCCCUGCAGCUCAUCUUGAAAUAAAGCCAGAUGAGUUGGCAAAGAAAAGAGGCCCAAAUAUUGAGAAAUCGGUGAAGGAUUUGCAACGCUGCACUGUGUCUCUAACUAGAUAUCGCGUCAUGAUCAAGGAGGAAGUGGAUAGUUCAGUGAAGAAGAUCAAAGCUGCCUUUGCUGAAUUACACAACUGCAUCAUUGACAAAGAAGUUUCAUUAAUGGCAGAAAUGGAUAAAGUUAAAGAAGAAGCCAUGGAAAUCCUGACUGCUCGUCAAAAGAAAGCAGAAGAACUAAAGAGACUUACUGAUCUAGCCAGUCAGAUGGCAGAGAUGCAGCUGGCCGAACUCAGGGCAGAAAUUAAGCACUUUGUCAGCGAGCGUAAAUAUGAUGAAGAGCUUGGGAAAGCUGCCCGGUUCUCCUGUGACAUUGAACAGCUAAAGGCCCAAAUCAUGCUCUGUGGAGAAAUUACACAUCCAAAGAACAACUAUUCCUCAAGAACUCCCUGCAGCUCCCUGCUGCCACUGCUCAACGCUCACGCGACCACCUCUGGGAAACAGAGUAACUUUACCAGAAAAUCAUCCAAUCACAACAAGCCCUCUGAGGGUAAAGCAGCAAACCCCAAAAUGGCGAGCAACCUUCCCAGCACCGCUGACAGCUCUCACCAGGCUGUGCCGGCUAAUAAGCAGAAUGGGUCUUCUAGCCAAAGACGAAGAUUUAAUCCGCAGUAUCACAACAACAGGCUAAAUGGGUCUGCAAAGCCCCAGGGCAGUGGUAACGAAGCUGAUCCGAUGGGGAAAGGCAACAACCGCCAUGAACACAGAAGACAGCCACACAACGGCUUCCGUCCCAAAAACAAAGGCGGCACCAAAAACCAGGAGGCCUCUUUGGGAACCAAGACCCCCGAGGCCGCAGCCCAUCCGGAAAAGCCCCGACGAAGGCAGCACGCUGCAGACAACUCGGAGGCCAGGCCUUUCCGGGGAAACGUCUCCAGGGUUUCACAGUGCAAUCUCUGCCCCACGAGAAUAGAAGUUUCCACAGAUGCCGCGGUUCUCUCCGUCCCAGCUGUGACGUUGGUGGCCUGAGCUAGGAGAGGGGAAAAAAAGCCGUUUUCAUUCAGUUUCUGUUCCCUGCCCGAGGUGCUGACCCAAUUCGCUGCCAAAAGAGAGUCAAUCCGAAUAUCCGAAUCCUGUACGGCUGUGUCAUCCUCUCUUAAUCAUUUUUUCUAAUUCUAAUAAUCAGCUCUAGCUUGCUUCAUAACUUUCAUGGCUUUGCUUGAUCUGUUGGCGCUUUUUCUCAUCAAGACUUUGCAGCAUUUUAGCCAGGCAGUAUUUACUCAUUUGUUAGGAAAAUCAAGAUGUGGCUAAAGAUCAGAGGCUCAGUAGCAACCUAUGUUGUAGCAGUGAUGUCAGUCCAUAGAUCGUCUUUAGAGAGUUCAUGUUGAAAACAAAAUUCUUACUGAUCAGACAAACUUGAUCUGCUGAAGACACGUGCGCUUUUCUAGAGUUUAACAUCUGGUGUUUUUCUGAAAAAUAUAUAUAUACAUAUAUUGCUUUAUUUGAAACCAAUUAAAAUAUGCUGCAUUUGA